Messenger RNA from Prosopis cineraria, 2245 nucleotides. Its product is annotated as nuclear transcription factor Y subunit A-1-like. Gene Ontology annotation, molecular function: RNA polymerase II cis-regulatory region sequence-specific DNA binding; DNA-binding transcription factor activity, RNA polymerase II-specific. Lineage: Eukaryota; Viridiplantae; Streptophyta; Magnoliopsida; Fabales; Fabaceae. Gene Ontology annotation, cellular component: CCAAT-binding factor complex. The transcript has 6 exons. The record is from RefSeq and is a predicted model, not a curated record. Bases 625 to 1668 code for a protein of 347 amino acids. Gene Ontology annotation, biological process: regulation of transcription by RNA polymerase II.
CUUCUUAAGUUGGGGAUUUGAUCGGGUGAGACAUUGAUUACGGUGCGGGGCUCUUGAUGAUUAGGGUUUUUGGGAGGUGGGAAGAAUUCUGGGGUUUUCUCGUGUUAUACUUGUUGAGGUGGUUUUAGUUUCAGUCUCAAUCGAAUAAUUCUGCGACUGCAUGGUGGUUCUUUGGGAAUUCUGAUGUGGAAUCAUGGAAAUCAAUUUGAUUGCUGCAUGUGGGAAUUUCCAUUAUGUGAUGAAAUUGGUUACGAAUGUGGAAUGGGGAGAAUUGGGUUCUUGAAGCUAUUAUUGAGAUUGGUUAGACUUGCAAGUUUGUCAAAAUUCCAUCAAUUAUAGUCUAGUAGCUUGUGUUUGGUUUGGUUAUCCUGCCUCUAUUUCCGGCAGCUCCAUUUGCAUGUUGGUACUUUUUCCUGGUUCCGUUUGGUUCAGACUAGAUUGACAAAAUAAAUGUAGCAGUGCUUGCAUUUUUAUAUUCCAGUCGAUAUUAAUAUCUGGGCGUUGUUGGCGGAAAAAAAACAAAAAAUCUGGCUGUUGGCCAAGAUUGAAAGCUGUGUUCUUAGAACACUUACAGGUACAGCAGAAGAUCAAGAAAAUUCCAAAGGAAAACGAGGAUCUUAAAAUAUGCAGUCCAAGUCUGAAACUGCAAAUCGACUGAGGACUGAUCCACAUUCUUUUCCACCAAACAAUGUUUAUUCCGAGCCUCCUUGGUGGCGUGGCGUUGGAUACAAUCCUAUGUCCCAAGCAAUGGCUGGGGCAAAUGCAUCGAAUUCAUCCUCGCUGGAAUGCCCUAAUGCUGAUUCUGAAUCAAAUGAUGGUCAAUCUUUGUCCAAUAGUGGGUUGAAUGAGGAAGAUGAUGAUGCCACUAAAGAAUCUCCAGCUGCUGCUCCUAAUCAAUCAGGAAAUUACGUUCAAGAACACCAAGGGAUGCAGCAUACUUCAUCGUCUGCACCAUCCAUGCGAGAUGAAUGCUUUACACAGGCUCCACAGCUCGAACUUGUUGGACAUUCAAUUGCGUGUGCUUCACAUCCUUAUCAGGAUCCCUAUUUUGCGGGAAUGAUGGCGGCUUAUGGACCUCACCAGCUGGGAUAUCCUCCUUUUAUGGGAAUGCCACAGGCCAGAAUGCCUUUGCCCCUUGAGAUGGCACAAGAACCUGUUUAUGUAAAUGCAAAACAAUACCCGGCCAUUCUUAGGCGUAGACAGGCACGUGCAAAGGCAGAGCUUGAAAAGAAGUUGAUAAAAGUUAGAAAGCCAUACCUUCAUGAAUCUCGGCAUCAGCAUGCGAUGAGGAGGGCAAGGGGCACCGGAGGACGUUUUGCAAAGAAAAAUGAUGCUAUUGAUGGCAAAGAAAAGGAUGUGGGAUCUGGUCCAAGGUUAUCUUCACAAUCAGUUAGUUCAUCUGGUUCUGAACCUUUACCCUCUGAGUCUGCUGAAACCUGGAACUCUCCUAAUGUGCGACAAGAUGCUAGAGGAUAUAAACUUUCUGACCAAUAUGAUGCACACAACUAUGCAAACAAUAGUGGCCCUUAUCAUAAUCGUAGUAGCUUGCAGUCUUCCACUUAUCAUUUGCACUCAGGUGAAAGAGUGGAGGAAGGGGACUGCUCAGGACAACAGCGGGGGAGUAUCUCUUCCGAACACACUUCACAGAGGCGUCUUGCGAUUCAGUAGAACCCCAGUACUUGUGGUAUAGAUGCCGAGGUAGGGUUUGUAUCCAAGUGAAAUAGCUAGUCUGUACCUUGGUUAUCUGUUAACAUCCUUGGCAAGUUAUAUGCCAAGCGGCAAAUCAUUCUUGGCUUUUAUUAUUGUGUUUGUGAUGAUAUGGAUGAUAUGAUGUGGGGAGAAGAAUGAUAUGAGUAGGCAGUGACUUCUUUUGAAGCCAAUCAAUCCUACAUUCUCUUCUCAUUUUUGCUUUUUUGUACAGAGAUAGUCGUUAGUGAACUCAAGCCGAGGGAUGCUUGGCCUGGUUAGAAGACAUGGGAAAUUUAAAACUACUGAUUUACCUCCACUGGUUUGAUGAUGGGCCUAGGUUGUGUAACUCAUCGGGUGGUUAACGCUACUUGACUCAUAAUAGAAUGAUAGUAUGAGUUCGGACAGAUUUUGUGGGUUUUAUUUUUAGUUUUGGUUGCCCAACUAAUUAUGCAAUAGGGUUGAUCUCAAUUUCUCUCCCUGUCCACACCUGUUUAAGUUCCCAUUUUCCUUCAUUAGUAAUAUGCAUCGACAUGAAUGGAAGGCUUCUUGAGACCCA